Physella acuta is the source of this 1554-nucleotide messenger RNA. Its product is annotated as phospholipid-transporting ATPase ABCA3. The record is from RefSeq and is a predicted model, not a curated record. Gene Ontology annotation, biological process: transmembrane transport. Gene Ontology annotation, molecular function: ABC-type transporter activity; ATP binding; ATP hydrolysis activity. Lineage: Eukaryota; Metazoa; Mollusca; Gastropoda; Physidae. Gene Ontology annotation, cellular component: membrane.
CAGUUUAAUGCACAUGCAAGUCCUAGUCAGUUAAAGUCUUAAAGUUGAAUGGUUAUAUAAUCACCCAUAAACAUGCCAGUAUUUAUAUCACAGUUCUGUGCUCUCACGUACAAGAAUGUAAAACAUUACCAAUAUUCAAUUGUGACCACCUUGAUAGAGAUAGGUUUAACCUUGAUUAUAGGGAAAUUGAUGUCACUUGGUAUAAGUAAGAUGGACACUACUGCCUCAAUAGUGAAUGAUAUUGAAAGCCUUAUAAAGCCUGAAGUGAUUUAUAUGCCCAACACAAACAACUUCAAGGAACUUUUUAACAAGGGACAGAUUUCUUCUAGCACUACAGUUAAAGCUACACCAGUUGAUAGUUUAUCGCAAAUGGAGAAGUCUUAUAACAUUUGGGAAAAUGUUCAAACUUGGAAGCAGGAAAAGCAUGUUAUUAUGUUUGAACAACCAGAAAGUUCUGCUGACAAGGUUCCAGCCAAAUUAGAUUUCAAGGUUGUUUUGUUUGAGCCAGUUCCAGCUUCCAAAACUUUAAACCGAAGCUUUGAUUUUACCCAGGCUGGUCUAACUUCAGCACAGUUGCUAGUAACUAAAUCAUAUUUGAAUUAUUGGAAGCAAGAAAAACACAUGCUAUACAAUACAGAUUUUUCUAUCAAAACUCAAAAGAUUCCUGACACAAUAAUGGAUGUGUGUGAAAAAAACUUAAUCUAUCUACCAGCAAUCUUUGUGGUGUUCACUAUAGUUUCUACCAUAUAUAUAGCUGAAGAGAAAAACACCAAUAUUAAAGAUACACUGAAAGAUAUGGGAGUGAGUCAACUCAUCUACUGGAUUUCAUGGUUUUUUGAUCGGAUGGCUAUUGGCCUUGUGCUAACCUCCUUUGUUGUUGCGCACUGGCUGUCUACAUUGGACAGUGUAUUUGUCCAGCAUGUGUCAAAAGCAUAUUUCAUUAUUUGGUUUCUGCUCAUGGUGAUUAACAAUUUGACCUUAGCAUUUGUCUUGGCAUGUCUACUCCCAGGUAAAUUUAUUGUGCCGUUAACCAUGAUCACCUAUGGUAUGCUGAAUGCUCUUUCUUAUACCUUAAUCCCGGUGAAAGUAACUUUCAUCAAAAUCAUGGCUGGUCUCUUACUGUUUUCUCAUGGAAAUAGGAUUUGUGUUGGUGCUAUCUUUACCAAGGAAAUUUUGUAUGGUAAUGUAAAAGAUAGUGCAAAUGUUGACAAGCAGUUUCUGGAGGGAGCUCUGUACAUAAUUCUCAACAGUGUUUUCAAUUGUUUCAUUGUCUUUGCAGUGGAAACCAUUUCUAAUAUAAAGAAAUACAGAACAAAUUCUAAAAACAUGGAGAAAAGCAAGAGCCAAUCUCAGAAUGAGAAACUUUUUGAAGCUGUAGCUGGCAGUCAAAAUGCAGGAAUUGUCAUUCAAGAUCUUGUAAAGGUGUAUGGGGAUGACACAGUUGUGUCUGGUAUCAACUUAGAUAUCUACAAGGACCAAAUCACUAUGUUGUUGGGUCACAAUGGUGCUGGAAAAUCAACUGUAUUAUCAAUGGUCAUGGCUGUGUGGCUAUAA